CAUCGAUUGGCUGCGGUAAUCGAUAGCCUAGCGAAGAGCACUAAAAAACGCCAUUGCUGUUAAUCAGGUUAACAUUUUUUAUCGGUGUAGGCAUGGGACAUUUGUAAAUCUAAAAAUCAAAUUCCAGAUACCAAACGCCCGAGUGUAAAAUGAAAACAAACCCACAGAAAAAAGAAUGUUUAAAAAAUGGACAGCGAAAAAUAGACGGUUCUAACUUUCCAGCCAGAAGAAUACCCAACAAUGUUUUAAAACGCACUCUUGAAAUCGCAACCAGCUCAGAAGAUGGCUUUUGGCUGAAUAAAAACACAUCGUGUGCUCCAUCAACCAACUACGAAUUAUACAGUGGGACAAAACGGUCCGUUACCUCAGAAAAACUGCGGUUGGCACGAGAUUGCCUUAUGCAGCGGGAUUAUAAGAAUUUGGCCAAAAUUCUGGCCUCCAAUCAUUUCGGGGACACUUUACUUCAAAAGGCCUCAUUCACAGUCUUUAUGGAAUACGCCGGAUGUCUUCAAAAAUGCCCAAAACUGAAGGCAAAGACAGCAGCAAAAUCACAAAAAGAACAGACUCCUCCAAAAAAUUCCACAGUUGAGGAGAAAACAUUACAAUCUAUAUCCUAGAUUUAAUCAUUUAAUAAUUAAAAAAAAUAAUUUUAUAUCGAUUUGUAAUUUUAUACUUUCACUAAGUCAACCAACCAAUUAAAACGAUUUUCUAUUAUUUUUGGUAAAAACACAACCUUAUAUAUGUGUAUGUGUAAUAAGCGUUAUGUUCUUCCUUUUAUUUGACUUAAAUAUAAUAUCAAUAUCUUUAAGGUUUUGCUAAAUAAAUACUGAAACGUGUGUACAAAA
Molecule: messenger RNA, 845 nt
Organism: Drosophila rhopaloa
Lineage: Eukaryota; Metazoa; Arthropoda; Insecta; Diptera; Drosophilidae
Exons: 2
Coding region: 150-617 (155 amino acids)
Source: RefSeq, a predicted model, not a curated record